AUGUUAGCCGAUAGCUUGACUAUUGAAACCUUCACCGAAUAUGGCAUUGGCAUGACCUUUCUGUGUGUCCGGUUAUACGCCCGGUUGACCCUGGGAGGCCUUCGUGGGCUUCAGAUAGAUGAUGUUUUUGCUGUUGCUGGCAUGCUGACGAUCAAAAUAGGGCUUUUUGGCAACAACAUUGGAUUGAACGAGCAAACUGCCAUGCUUGUUCCGGACAGCAAAGUCGCCGACAUGAUUCUCGGCUCCAAAUUGGCCUUUAUGAAUUGGAUAUGGUACAUUUGCUAUAUCUGGUGUCUAAAGAGUGUUCUUCUCUGCCUCUACUGGAAACUCACACAAGGAACAUGGCACCGUCACCUCGUAACAGCAGCAUCUGGAUUCUGCCUUGUUACCUGGCUGGCAUGUCUAUUAACACACAUUUGCCUCUGCACUCCAGUUACUCAGAACUGGCAAAUCAAGCCCUACGCAGGAGAUAAAUGCACUCUCCGUAGUCCUCUCUACAUCGUGAUCGCAGUCUUCAACGUGAUGACCGACGCCUGCAUAAUCCUGAUCCCAAUCCCCAUCCUCGCCAAACUCCAAGUCCCCCUCCAACGCAAAAUCAUCCUAGUAGUGAUGUUCUCAUCAGGCAUCUUCAUUAUGAUCUGCACUAUCCUUCGUGCCUACUACUCCCUCUUAUCAAUAACAAAUCUGGGCACCGCGCUCGGCUGGGCAGAUCGCGAAUGCUUCGUCGCGGCAAUCGUCGUCUCCCUACCAGGUAUCAAACCGCUGUUCCGCAACUCGCGCUGGCUGGGCUCGACAAACCGCAAGAAUUCCAAGGGCCCGUAUCACAAUAGUGAUGAUUAUAACCGUUUUGGAUCGAAGGCGUCAGGAAAGACGAAGACGUUUGUUUCAUCGCGCGCGCGCAAGAGUCCGGCUUUUGAGAUGGAUGGUGAUUUGCAUACUGGGAAGGGGAGUCGUGUCUCGGAUGUCGGGAGUGAAGAGUAUAUUCUGGACGGAAGCAUGGGUGUUGAGCCGCCUGCUUCCUCGAAGCAGGAUCCCAUGGCUAUCCGGGUCACUAAGGAAUAUUGUCUGGAGAGUGAGCAAUGCGUGCCGGGUCAGUCUAAGGCUGUGCAGGUAUGA
This is a messenger RNA of Penicillium soppii, 1116 nucleotides long. RefSeq lists its product as uncharacterized. Bases 1 to 1116 code for a protein of 371 amino acids. Lineage: Eukaryota; Fungi; Ascomycota; Eurotiomycetes; Eurotiales; Aspergillaceae. The record is from RefSeq and is a predicted model, not a curated record. The transcript is spliced from 5 exons.